Molecule: messenger RNA, 378 nt
Organism: Ilex paraguariensis (yerba mate)
Lineage: Eukaryota; Viridiplantae; Streptophyta; Magnoliopsida; Aquifoliales; Aquifoliaceae
Source: the annotation of a GenBank genome assembly
AUGACCAAUGCUUCACCCCUCUGUCUUCUCCCCUUACACCAUGGUUCCAUGAAGAGACAAUCCAACUCAUCAACGUCUUUCCAAGAACCCACCUCCACCGCACCACCGGCACAGAACCACCAGUCCUUUCUUCAUCGUUCGAGGGAGAGAGAGAGACAUAGGGGAAAGAUGAGUGAUCAAGAACCAGAACGUCGCCUCCUCACCGUCGAUCACCCACAGCAUAUCUCCAAGAACCAAAUUUCAAGAAACCCACGCGUCAACCACCCUUCCUUGUCCGCCACCAAUAUAUCAACCUUCAGCAAUCUUCCACCCACAUCCACGCCUGUUCUUCGUUGCUGUCUCUCUGACCCAAUCGACUCGUCUGUAACGAGUAAGUAG